UGCCAAAAAAAAAAAAAUUAAAGUUUUGCCUUUUGUAUUUCGAUUCUUAAAUCAACAGGAAAUGAUAUCUUUGCUUGCCAUAAAGUAGGAAUCUAUCUUUUGCCACCAUGAUACCAUGAUAAUUAGUUGUCCCAGUCCCAUUAUUGACUAGUCCCUAUAUCAGAAUAUUAACUGAAAGUUUAAAAAUUUUUAAAUAUUUUCAAAAUUCUCAUAGCUGAAGAAGUAUACAUGAAAUUUAAGUUCUAUGCCUAGGUUGAUGGAAGGCACAAAAUGCUAUGUGGAAAAUUUGGAGUUACACACAAGGGCAUCCUGAGAGUAAAAAUUCCUGGAAUUAACCAAAACUACCAGGAUAACUCCAGAUUUUGAAAAGGUAUUGAUGGGGCUCAAGCAGAGAUCUCAAAGGAACCAAGUAUUGUCUGAGUUCCAAGUAUGAAGAAUCGAAACUUGACUAAUGUCUGUCUAACAGGAUGAGAAGUUAGCUGAGUAGGGCUACAGAGUUGGAUGGCUGGGGAGGGGCUGUUUACUGCCUUCUCUCCUGUAGCCCCUCCCCACGCUCAGGAGCCCUUUGUGACCAGAGCACCACUCUAUGAUGGGGACCUAGGACUUUAGUCCCCCAAGAUACACCCUGUGCUUAGUUGCCUGAGGACAGCAAUGUGAUUCAGAUGAUGGAGAAUCUUCUAUGCUCUCUUAAAAGCACUUUUGGCACUUGGCUGGACUCCAGUUCCACUUCCGGGGUGACUGAAACCAUCUUUGUUAUUCUGCUUGGACUGGGGCUCUUUUUCCUGUUCCAUCCCUAUCUCCAGAACAAACCAACUUUACCACCUCUUAGGAAACACAGAAACACCAAGAAGCAUCAAAUGCAGCUGAGCGGGAGAUGCAGGGGUAGGAAGACAGAUAGAGCUUUGAAAGCUUGCAGAGAUUGCCUGAAAGAACUGGAAGAGGUCCGGGACUUGGCUUCCCAUCUGCAAAGACACCUGGGGAAGAUUACUGACAAGGACACCAUUCAUCAGCUCUCCUCUCAAGAACCCCCUGGCGAGGUGUGCAAGGAAGCCACUGCCGGAGCCCACUAGCCAUGCAGGCAAGAGGCUGCUCCCACCGUGUCCCCACCUCUGCUGAAUGAGCAGCCUCCAUCUCAGGCCUCCACAGCUUCUCCAAGAUCAGUGACCUCAGUUUCUGUUCACUCAGAUUCCUCCCUGACUCUCUCUCAGCACCAGAGCUUUUCCUUCCCCUGGACAGACUUUCACUCGGGCCACCUGCUCCUUCCCCUCCCCUGCCAUGCCCUCCUGACCCAGGGGCUGCCCUGUAGCUAUAACAGACUCCUCUGCCCCCCUCCCCACCAGGCUCUAUGAUGUGUCUCACUAGGGAUGACUCCCUAGCACCCCCACUGAGCACCAUAUCACGCACCUCGUACCCCUCUCCCCUUGGAGACCAGCCAUCUCAGGCCUUGUUCUUUCAAGCUGUCCCUUUCAGCCCUGACUUGGUGGCAGGGGACUGCCAAAGCCUGAAGUUUCUCUACCUUGAUACACUUGAGUCCCUGCAAGGACACCUUCCCCGCCACCCAUCAGAGGUCUCAUUUCGGGGAGACCCCACAAACAGACAGGCAGAGGCUGGCAGCCUCUCUUUUGUCAACCUGGAUGUCUAGAAGCUGUUGGAGGCGCUGAUCACCAAGAGAGUAGAACUGAAGAUUUGGAAGAAGAAAGAAAAGGAGGUGGAGGCAGGCUACCAUCUGACUUCUUUGGGGAAGAGGAUCAAGUCACUUGGUGACAAGCAGGACACGUUGGGUCGCCAACACUUGUGGAGCAUAAAAGGCAAACUAGAACAACUGCUUGGUUCUGAGAAGCCCCUGUAUCCUGACAUUUUGGGGGACCAUCUACAGAAGACAGGCAGCCAGCUCUUCUGGGA
Odocoileus virginianus texanus is the source of this 1902-nucleotide messenger RNA. Its product is annotated as spermatogenesis-associated protein 31E1-like. NCBI's taxonomy places the organism in Eukaryota, Metazoa, Chordata, Mammalia, Artiodactyla, Cervidae. The record is from RefSeq and is a predicted model, not a curated record.